Molecule: messenger RNA, 1764 nt
Organism: Suillus paluster
Lineage: Eukaryota; Fungi; Basidiomycota; Agaricomycetes; Boletales; Suillaceae
Product: alpha beta-hydrolase
Exons: 14
Coding region: 1-1764 (587 amino acids)
Biological process (GO): apoptotic process; proteolysis
Cellular component (GO): trans-Golgi network
Molecular function (GO): serine-type carboxypeptidase activity
Source: RefSeq, a predicted model, not a curated record
AUGCGAACGCGGAGGUCUCUGCGAAGCACGCUGACCUGGGCCACGCUUCUUUCUCUCGUGAGCCAGCUAAGGGCUGCUCCAACUGAAGUUCCCUCAGCAGCCUCUUUCUACGUUCCGAACGUGCCAGGCUUGCACCAGGAUACAACGCACCCUUUACACAUAUACGCUGGACACAUUCUUUCCGACCCAGAUGCAGCUUCAGCAGCCAGCACGGACAUUCUCGCGCACUUGUUCUUCGUCAUGGUCAAGGCUCGUAAGUCAGCCGACAAGGAGAGGCUGAUGUUCUGGUUUAAUGGCGGACCGGGAUGCUCCUCGUUUGACGGGCUGAUGAUGGAGGUUGGACCUUGGAGAGUUGAUGGGGAGGGCGGUCUUAAGACUGUAGAAGGAGGCUGGGAGGAGUACACUACUAUGGUAUACGUGGACCAACCUGCUGGAACAGGUCUCUCGUAUACUAGCACGAACCACUACGUGCACGGUCUACAACAGGCGACUGAUCAACUCUUGGAAUUUCUACGCACAUUCUAUAAAGUGUUUCCUGAAUACGAAACUGUAGACACCUAUCUGGGCGGCGAGAGCUAUGCUGGACAAUAUAUUCCUUACUUCGCGGAUGGUAUUCUUUCAUCAGAACUCAGAAUUCCUUUACGGGGAGUUGCAAUCGGUAAUGGAUGGAUAGAUGCUCGUAAUCAAUACCCCGCAUACCUAGACUACGCCGUCACGCAUGGACUUGUCGACGAAAGCUCACAGCACUACAAAGACAGCAAAGAGGCAACUGACAGAUGCAUGUCGGAGUUCAGGAGCAUCACAGGACAUGAACCCAUUCAUGUAGACCGGUGCGAGGACGUGCUUGUCGAUGGACAAGAAAAAUGCGUGAACAUUUAUGAUGUCCGGUUGGAAGAUGAUGAGCCUUUCUGCGGCAUGCAGUGGCCGCCAGACCUGAAGAACAUCAGUUCUUACCUUACCCGUCAAGAUGUCCUCAGGGCACUGCAUGCGGAGGCCAAAUCCGAGAGCUGGGUCGAAUGUCUCGGAAGGGUCGGCAAUGAGUUGCGUGACUAUCUGUCCCCAUCAUCUGUCACGCUACUUCCUGGAGUGCUAGAAAAAAUCCCCGUUUUAUUGUUCGCUGGUGAUCAAGAUUUUAUCUGUAAUUAUAUGGGUAUCGAGAGCACGAUCAAAUCUUUGACGUGGAACGGAGAGAAAGGGCUAGGGAAAGUACAAACAAAAUCAUGGACGGUCAACGACUCUCCAGCAGGAACUUGGGUUUCCUCACGAAAUCUCACGUAUGCCAAGAUCUUUAACGCAUCACACAUGGUACCGUACGACGUUCCCGAUAUUGCGCAUGACAUGAUAUUGCGAUUCAUGGGGAUGGAUUUCUCCGCCAUUGUUGACGGGUCUGCACGCAUACCAAGUACGGUCGGGGACGAUGUCAAGCCGAUAUUUUUGGACAGCGGUGAUCUGCCAUUAUCAUCACCAUUGCCCGGCAAGACGCCUGAGCAGACCAAGGCGCAGUGGGAAGCCUACUAUAAUGCAGGUUCAAUAGUCCUGAUCUUCCUUCUCAUCGCGAUUGCCAUCGGGCUCUGUAUAUGGUGUCGUUUGCGUCGUCGACCUGUGCGGCUGUUGCGGAAUCCUCAGUCAGAAGAGAAUAUUCCCAAGCGCAAGCGAAAACGGAAAGGGAAGGGACGGGCUGUUGAAGAUGAGAGUGGGACACCUAUCUUUGAUGUUGGAGAGGACGAAGAGGAGUAUAUUAGUGAUGAUGGGCGGAAACAAUAG